Messenger RNA from Raphanus sativus (radish), 3901 nucleotides. RefSeq names its product PH, RCC1 and FYVE domains-containing protein 1. The record is from RefSeq and is a predicted model, not a curated record. Bases 359 to 3679 code for a protein of 1106 amino acids. Gene Ontology annotation, molecular function: metal ion binding. The transcript is spliced from 9 exons. NCBI's taxonomy places the organism in Eukaryota, Viridiplantae, Streptophyta, Magnoliopsida, Brassicales, Brassicaceae.
GUCUCUAGCUAGCUCGCUGAGAGUAGUAGAAGAAGAUGACGCCAUGUCUCUCUCUCUCUCUCUCUCGCGUUUUGUUAGUCAAUCAAGCAUAUCCCACACAAACAACACAUUUCGCUUUGAUUGAGCGGCGGCUCUUUAGCUCUUGUUACUGUUCUCGGAUCGAUUUUUUUUUUUUUUGAAUCUACUGGAGCUGAAAGAAGAAGAAGAAGAAGAAGAAGAAGAAGCUGCUCUGCUUUGGAAUUCAAUUCACGAUUCGAAAGAUUCAUAGCGAUGUCAGAGAUGAUUUCGUGUUUAAACGACGUCGUAUUUUGAUUUCCAGUAUCGUUUCAGCUCUCUCUCUCGAGAGAGAGGAGUGUGAAUGUUUAUGUGGAGGAACGGAAGAAUGGCGGCGUCGGAUCAUAGCAGAGGUGGUGGUGGUCCUGUUGCCAGGGAUAUUGAGCAGGCUGUCACUGCUCUGAAAAAGGGAGCUUAUUUGCUCAAGUAUGGAAGAAGGGGAAAGCCUAAGUUCUGUCCUUUUCGCCUUUCUAAUGAUGAGUCUGUUUUGAUAUGGUUCUCUGGGAAGGAAGAGAAACAUUUGAAGCUCAGCCGUGUUUCUAGGAUCAUAUCUGGCCAGCGCACUCCUAUUUUUCAGAGAUGUCCACGUCCCGAGAAGGAAUAUCAGUCGUUUUCGUUAAUAUACGACGAGAGGUCAUUGGAUUUGAUAUGCAAGGAUAAAGAUGAGGCUGAAGUGUGGUUUAGCGGUUUAAAAGCCUUAAUAUCUCGUUGCCAUCAACGGAGAUGGAGGACCGCCGACUCAAAAAGUGAUGAGACGCCAUCGGAAGCUAACAGUCCCAGGAAUUACACUCGGAGAAGCUCCCCUUUACAUUCUCCCUUUAGCAGCAAUGAUAGCUUCCAGAAGGAUGACUCUAAUCACCAUCGUCUUCACAGUCCGUAUGAGAGCCUGCCUAAGAAUGGCAUUGACAAGGCAUUUUCGGACAUGUCAUUGUAUGCACUUCCCCCAAAAGGAUAUUUUCCCUCAGAUCCGACAAGUAUCUCAGUUCACUCUUUGUCAUCUGGAGCCUCGGAUAACAUACACGGUCACAUGAAAGGUACGGGUAUGGAUGCUUUUAGAGUUAGUCUGUCAAGUGCUAUUAGUUCUUCGAGCCAUGGUUCUGGUCAUGAUGAUGGAGAUGCGUUGGGAGAAGUUUUCAUUUGGGGAGAAGGAAUAGGUGAAGGUGUUUUGAGUGGUGGAAACCAUAGAGUUGGAAGUUCGUUUGAGAUCAAAAUGGAUUCAUUAGUGCCAAAAGCUUUAGAAUCUUCCAUAGUACUUGAUGUCCAGAAUAUUGCUUGUGGUGGACAGCAUGCUGUCCUUGUGACAAAACAAGGAGAAAGUUUUUCCUGGGGAGAGGAAUCUGAGGGUAGGCUUGGACAUGGUGUAGAUUCCAAUGUUCAACAUCCAAAGCUUGUUGAAGCACUCAGUACCACAAAUAUUGAGCUUGUAGCAUGUGGCGAAUACCAUAGUUGUGCAGUUUCUCUAUCGGGGGAUUUGUAUACCUGGGGUAAAGGAGAUUUUGGUAUUCUGGGACAUGGAAACGAAGUCAGUCACUGGAUCCCUAGAAGAGUGAAUUUUUUGAUGGAAGGGAUACAUGUAUCAUCUAUCGCUUGUGGACCUUACCACACAGCUGUUGUGACUUCUGCUGGGCAGUUGUUCACGUUUGGUGAUGGGACCUUUGGUGUUUUGGGCCAUGGAGACAGGGAAAGUGUUUUCGUACCCAGAGAGGUAGACUCCUUGAAAGGUCUUCGCACUGUCCGGGCUGCCUGUGGUAUAUGGCACACAGCCGCAGUUGUAGAAGUUAUGGUUGAAAGCUCGAGCUCUAGUAACUGUUCCUCAGGAAAGCUCUUUACGUGGGGCGAUGGUGAUAAGAAUCGUCUUGGUCACGGUGACAAAGAACUAAAACUUGUGCCUACCUGUGUUGCAGCUCUUGUAGAACCUAAUUUUUGUCAAGUUGCGUGUGGACAUAGCCUAACAGUUGCACUCACAACAUCGGGCCAUGUCUAUACUAUGGGUAGUCCUGUUUAUGGCCAGCUCGGAAACUCACAUUCUGAUGGAAAGUUACCAGCCCGGGUCGAAGGUAAACUUCACAAGAAUUUUGUCGAAGAAAUUGCUUGCGGUGCUUACCACGUUGCAGUUUUAACUUCGAAGACUGAGGUUUACACUUGGGGAAAAGGAUCAAAUGGUAGACUAGGCCAUGGGGAUGCAGAUGACAGAAACUCCCCAACAUUGGUUGAGACGCUUAAGGAUAAACAGGUGAAAAGUAUUACAUGUGGCUCCAACUUUACCGCAGCUGUCUGCCUUCACAAGUGGGCAUCAGGGAUGGACCAGUCCAUGUGUUCAGGUUGCCGCCAGCCUUUCAAUUUCAAGAGAAAGCGGCACAACUGCUAUAACUGUGGACUUGUGUUUUGCCAUUCUUGCAGUAACAAAAAGUCCCUGAAGGCUUGUAUGGCACCGAACCCGAACAAACCAUAUCGAGUGUGUGACAAGUGUUUUAACAAAUUGAAAAAGGCCAUUGAAGCUGCUGCAUCAUCUCAUUCUUCCUUGAGUCGAAGAGAAAGUGUCAACCAGGGAUCAAAUGCAAUUGUCAGAGACGAGAAGUUGGAUUCUAGUUCCGACGGACAGUUAGCUAGAUUCUCAUUGUUGGAGCCCAUGAGGCAAGUGGACAGCCGAACCAAGAAGAAGAAGAAAUACGAAUUUAAUAGUAGUCGUGUCUCACCAAUACCAAGUGGAGGCUCUCACCGUGGUUCACUAAACGUAACCAAGUCUUUUAAUCCAACUUUUGUAGCAUCAAAGAAAUUCUUCUCAGCGUCUGUUCCUGGUUCCAGAAUUGUGUCUCGGGCAACUUCACCAAUAUCAAGACGCCUAAGCCCACCUCGCUCAACAACGCCAACUCCCACUCUUUCAGGAUUGACCACACCAAAAAUUGUCGUGGAUGAUACCAAGAGAACCAAUGAUAACAUAAGCCAGGAGGUGGUUAUGCUAAGAUCUCAAGUUGAAAAUCUUACACGGAAGGCACAGCUUCAAGAAGCUGAACUGGAAAGAACAACCAAACAACUAAAGGAGGCACUAGCCAUUGCUAGCGAAGAAACAGAGAGAUGCAAGGCAGCUAAAGAUGUGAUAAAAUCACUUACCGCUCAGUUGAAAGACAUGGCGGAGAGAUUACCUGUUGGAUCAGCUCGGACUAUCAAGUCUCCUUCUCUUAAUUCGUUUGGUUCCAGUCCAGACUACGUUGCCCCUUCUUCUAACACAUCAAACCGUCCAAACGGCCGAGAAACUGAUGCUGACGUCCCAAUGUUUUCUAACGAGACCAGCACGCCUGUUUUCGAUGGUGCAGGUUACCGACAGCAAACGAAUCAUGCUGCUGAAUCGGUAAAUAGAAUCAGCACCCGAGCGAAAGAAAGUGAGCCCCGUAAUGAAAAUGAGUGGGUUGAACAAGAUGAGCCUGGUGUGUACAUUACUCUUACAGCCUUAGAGGGAGGGGUAAGGGAUCUCAAACGCGUCCGUUUUAGCCGAAAGCGGUUUAGCGAGAAACAAGCAGAAGAGUGGUGGGCAGAGAACAGAGGACGAGUUUACGAACAAUACAAUGUACGGAUAGUCGUUGACAAAUCAGGUGUGGGUUUAGGAAGUGAAGACUUGGCUCAUUAGCUUCUUUGCUUUAAUCCGGUUUUUCAUAGGUUUAUUGGGGUUUAUAACAAAACACGAGAGAGAGAGCCAGAGAGAUUAGGAGUGUUUUUACAUCUUUCAUUAUAGUUUGGGUGUUUUUCUCUUGUAAAUUCUUCUGUAAAUUCUAUAAACAUGCGCUGUCUUUGUCUCUAUAAAUGCUUUUAAUUGAUGUUGAAGUUGAAGCAGUACUAAUGGUUUGGAGCA